Chaetomium fimeti is the source of this 899-nucleotide messenger RNA. RefSeq names its product Isy1-like splicing factor. Gene Ontology annotation, biological process: mRNA 3'-splice site recognition; generation of catalytic spliceosome for second transesterification step. Bases 162 to 899 code for a protein of 245 amino acids. Gene Ontology annotation, cellular component: catalytic step 2 spliceosome; Prp19 complex; post-mRNA release spliceosomal complex. NCBI's taxonomy places the organism in Eukaryota, Fungi, Ascomycota, Sordariomycetes, Sordariales, Chaetomiaceae. The transcript has 2 exons. The record is from RefSeq and is a predicted model, not a curated record.
CACAACCCGCUCGUUACAAGGCUGCGAAUUUCCAGAUCAGGCCGAACUUCAACAUUCGACUUGUCAAAACUCCGCGCAACAACCCAACCUCAACCCGCUCGCGCGCCCUCUCUCUCCCCUUACCAACCAAUCCUCAACCGAACUCAACCAAACCACCCAAAAUGGCGCGCAACUCCGAAAAAGCGCAAUCCAUGCUCUUCCGCUUCCGCGAAGCGCAAGCCGCCGACCUCGGCAUCAUCGACGCGGGGCGUUCCCGGCGCCCGCGCGCCAUCACGGAACAAGACAGCAUCCCGGCGUGCGAGAAGUGGCGCGGGCAGGUGCUGAAGGAGAUCUCGCGCAAGGUGUCGCGGAUCCAGGACCCGGCGCUGUCCGACUACCAGAUCCGGGACGUCAACGACGAGAUCAAUAAAUUGAUGCGGGAGAAGCACAUGUGGGAGGUGCAGAUACGGAAUCUGGGCGGGCCGAAUUAUAUGCGGGCCGGGGGGAAGGUGUAUGAUGAGGCGGGGAGGGAGAUUCAGGGUGGGGGGAAGGGGUAUCGGUAUUUUGGACGGGCGAGGGAGCUGCCGGGGGUGAAGGAGUUGUUUGAGGCGGCGGCGAAGGCCAGGCAGGAGGAUGAGAAGCCGCUGGAGGAGAGGGUGGAUUUGAGGAGGCAGGUGAAUGCGGCGUAUUAUGGGUAUGCGCCGGGUGAGGAGGAUGAGGAGUUGCUGGAGUAUGAGCGGGUGAGGGAGAAGAUGGCGGUGGAGGGGCUUGCGAAGGCGGGGCCGGCGGAGACGCCGCCUGGGUGGGAGCCGCUGCCGGGGGAUAUAGGGGAUGGGACGGUGUGGGAGUUGCCUACGUUGGAUGAGGUGCAGCAGGAGUUGGUCGAGCGGCGGCGGAGAAAGCUACUCGACCAGUUAUAG